CGUCCCCCCGAGUCCCCCGCCGGGCCCCGGCGAUGGUGACACAUGCGGCGGCGGCGCGCCGGCGGCAGGACCAUGGUUGAGCGCGCCAGCAAGUUCGUGCUGGUGGUGGCGGGCUCGGCGUGCUUCAUGCUCAUCCUGUACCAGUACGCGGGCCCGGGCUUGAGCCUGGGCGCCCCUGGGGGUCGCGCGCCCCCGGACGACCUGGACCUCUUCCCGACGCCCGACCCGCACUACGAGAAGAAGUAUUAUUUCCCCGUGCGCGAGCUGGAGCGCUCGCUGCGCUUCGACAUGAAGGGCGACGACGUGAUCGUCUUCUUGCACAUCCAGAAGACCGGGGGCACCACCUUCGGCCGCCACCUGGUGCAGAACGUGCGCCUCGAGGUGCCCUGCGACUGCCGGCCCGGCCAGAAGAAAUGCACCUGCUACCGGCCCAACCGCCGGGAGACCUGGCUCUUCUCGCGCUUCUCCACCGGCUGGAGCUGCGGCUUGCACGCCGACUGGACCGAACUCACCAACUGCGUCCCCGGGGUGCUGGACCGACGCGAUCCCACCGCCCUGCGCACGCCCAGAAAGUUCUACUACAUCACCCUGCUGCGGGACCCAGUGUCACGCUACCUGAGUGAGUGGCGUCACGUGCAGCGGGGUGCCACAUGGAAGACAUCCCUGCACAUGUGUGACGGCCGGACGCCCACCCCCGAGGAACUGCCGCCGUGCUACGAGGGCACAGACUGGUCGGGCUGCACGCUGCAGGAGUUCAUGGACUGCCCCUACAACCUGGCCAACAACCGCCAGGUGCGCAUGCUGGCCGACCUCAGCCUGGUGGGCUGCUACAACCUAUCCUUCAUCCCCGAGGGCAGGCGGGCCCAACUGCUGCUGGACAGCGCGAAGAAAAACCUGCGCGGCAUGGCCUUCUUCGGCCUCACCGAGUUCCAGCGCAAGACCCAGUACCUGUUCGAGCGGACGUUCAACCUCAAGUUCAUCCGGCCCUUUAUGCAGUACAACAGCACGCGGGCUGGAGGGGUGGAGGUGGACGAGGACACCAUCCGGCGCAUCGAGGAGCUCAACGACCUGGACAUGCAGCUCUACGACUAUGCCAAGGACCUCUUCCAGCAGCGCUACCAGUACAAGCGGCAGCUGGAGCGCCGGGAGCAGCGGCUCAAGAGCCGGGAGGAGCGGCUGCUGCACCGGGCCAAGGAGACGCUGCCCCGGGAGGAGGCCGAGGAGCCAGGCCGGGUGCCCACGGAGGACUACAUGAGCCACAUCAUCGAGAAGUGGUAGUGGCUGUGGCUGCGAGUGCGAGGGCAAAGGGACAGGGACAGACGGAGGGACACACGCAGGCGUACAGGCGCACACAAACGUACACACACAGGCAUACACGCAUGCACAUAUGAAACAUACAUGCUCGCAGAUAGGAACAUGUAUGUCCACUCGUGUAGACACAGGCACCUCUGCACUCACCGAUACUCAGGACCACAGACACAUUCGGACACAUAUGGGAACAUACCAGGGGGACAUACUUUGACACGUGGGCCCACCUGAACUCCGACAAGCAUCCUGCAUCUCUCUCACCUCCAGGACCAUGUGUCUUGGGGAACAGAGGGCCAGGGCAGUAGCGGGCACAGGCUUGCUGCUUUCCGUCUCUCCUGGGCUAAGGGAAUCCCUGACACAACUUGGGGUUGCGGCCACUGUGUCCAAGCAGAGCGUGCUGACGGUCAUGCACUCGGUCAGCCUGCACAGAACCCAGGGUACCCCUCACUGUCACAGCAACCCCAGGGCGGAAGAAGAAAGUCGUAAGAGAGGGACCGCCUACCCUUCGGGUCGCCCUGCUCCCCUCCACCAGCCAGCAGACCUCAGCAGCUUCUCCAAGCACUGGCUUCUACCAGCUCAGGCAUCCCUGAGGGCCUCAUGUCCCCACCAGGAGCAUCAGGAUUGGGUGCCCAGACCCCCGAGAUGCCCAACUCCAGCCCCCAUGCUUAGACUGGAAAUCCCUCCUUCCAUGCCACUUGAGGGUUUGGGGAAGCUGUAACCAUGGGUGCUGUACCAGCUGACAUUGGGGUGACUUCCCACCUGGACCUGCUCAUGCAGGGGGCUGCAUGAGCCGCUUCUUCCUCACCUUCUGCCCCCACCCAUGGGCACAUCUUCAGGGCUCCCCUUCUGGUACCCCCCCAACCCCCACGCAGCAGUGUCAUCAGACCUUAGUGACAAGAGCACAGCACACCGCAGUCACGGCCCCUGAGCCAUAUGUGGGACCCCAGUUUUCAGGUUCUCCAUCAGGAGUAGAGAAAUUAUUCUGGGUGACUCUCCAACCGUCCACCAUCCCUAAUUCCCUGAAAGCACGUGGGCACGCACACACACACAAACACACACACACCACACAUACCCAGUCAGGCUGUGUGCCUGACAGCCCAACAGACUGGAAAAGCCAUGUUCCAUGCCUGUUUGCCUGUCUCUCCUGCUACCUGGGUUCUGGGGUGCUAGGAAAGCCCCACUGUGGAUGUAACUCCAGGAAGGCAGAGAGGGCCCUUGGCCCCGGGCAGACCAACCAGGGCAGGAGCCUCCCUACCAGAGCCACGAGGAGCCCCUUCCCACCUCCUGGGGCCCACUAAUGGGCAAGGAAUUAGAGCAGGGUGUGGGGGGCACCUGGAGCUGCUGGUUGCCUAGGACACUGCCCAGGAAAAUCCUGGUUUGGGUCCCACCAACAGCUUCAGUCUAGUACCAUCUGCAGCCUGGGCAGGCUAGGGUUAUGUCAUUUAGGGGUUCUUCCAAGGGAAGUGAAGGUCAGCAUGGGGCCUGCCCUGAUACUCACUUGGGAAGAAGGGGCACUGCCCUCCAGCUCUGGGUUCUCACACAAGCAUUAGAGAUGCUUCCCAGCAGAAGAAUGGAAAUCCCAGCCCUGAUAUGCCAGUUUCCAGAAGUUGGUACCCACCCCAAAGUGGUAUCCUGUGUGCAGGCCUAAGUGUGGGGCUGUUUUGUACAUAUGGGAAUGAAUGUUCAUUCAGACUGUGGUCCCUGUUGACAUGAAAACUGGGUCUACUCGGUUUCUUGGUUGCACCUGGCAGUGGGUUCCUUCUGGUGCCAGUUUCCCCCACUGUGUGUCAGCCCCACACUGGCCCCUGCUCUGCAGGAGAGGAUCUCCACCUCAGCCAUGUCUAUGGCAGUGACAGCCCUGGAGAGGAGCCCUGGGGAGUGGCAGGAUUAAUCUGAACUUUUAGGCAACUGGAAGUGUUUGACCUGAACCCAGGAGCACUUAAAGCUUUAUUUAUUUAUAGCUUCUUAAAAAAAAAAAAGUGUUGGAAAGAAACUCUUUGGUUAUUUGUAUAAACACAAAAGAAAGGAUGGUGGAAAAGCAAGUAAUCAUCUAAUUGUUUCUGUCUAGGUCAAGAAUGAAUGUUAGCUGAUGAAAUAAACCCUGAAAAGGAACAA
Suncus etruscus (white-toothed pygmy shrew) is the source of this 3423-nucleotide messenger RNA. It is a transcript of the gene HS6ST1, whose product is annotated as heparan sulfate 6-O-sulfotransferase 1. Gene Ontology annotation, molecular function: heparan sulfate 6-sulfotransferase activity. Gene Ontology annotation, cellular component: membrane. Bases 43 to 1278 code for a protein of 411 amino acids. NCBI's taxonomy places the organism in Eukaryota, Metazoa, Chordata, Mammalia, Eulipotyphla, Soricidae. The record is from RefSeq and is a predicted model, not a curated record. The transcript has 2 exons.